AUGACUAUGACGAUUGUGAUUAUGAUUAUGAAGAACAUGAUUAUGAUUAUGAUCACUAUCAUUAUGAUCAUGAUUCUGAUGAUUGUGAUUAUGAUGAUCACGAUUACGAUGAUCGUGAUUAUGAUAAUGAUAAUUACGAUUACGAUGAUUGAUUAUGAUUGUGAUUAUGAUUACGGUUAUUACGACGACGAUGAUCAUGAUGAUCACGAUUACGAUUAUGAUUGUGAUGAUUAUGAUGAUUGUGAUUACGAUGAUUAUGGUUAUGAUGACUGUGAUGGUUAUGGUCAUGACGAUUAUGAAAAUGAUUACGAUUAUUAUGAUGAUGAUGAUUACGAUUACGAUCAUGAUCAUGAUGAUUACAAUUAUGAUUAUGAUCGCGAUCAUGAUUGCGCUUAUGACUAUGAUUAUGAUCAAGACUAUGACGAUUAUGAUUACGACGAUUAUGAUUAUGACGAUUGUGAAUAUAAUUGUGAUGAUCAUGAUUACGAUCAUGAUGAUCAUGAUAAUGAUUAUGAUGGUGAUCAUGACGAUGAUGAUGAUUGUGAUUACGAUUAUAAUUACGAUGAUUAUGAUUACGAUGACUACGAUUAUAGUUACGACCAUGAUGAUUAUGACUAUGAUGAUGAUGAUGACGACGACGGUUACGAUUAUGAUGACUAUGAUCACGAUGAUUGUGAUCGUGAUCACGAUUGUGAUAAUUAUGACGAUCAUGAUCAUGGCUAUGAUGAUUGUGACUACGACUGCGAUUACGAUGAUUAUGAUUAUGGCUAUGACCAUUACGAUUACGAUUAUGAUGAUUACGAUCAUGAUGAUCAUGAUCACGGUUGUGACGAUUAA
Molecule: messenger RNA, 837 nt
Organism: Gongylonema pulchrum
Lineage: Eukaryota; Metazoa; Nematoda; Chromadorea; Rhabditida; Gongylonematidae
Source: the annotation of a GenBank genome assembly